Eurypyga helias (sunbittern) is the source of this 212-nucleotide messenger RNA. Its product is annotated as dynein light chain roadblock-type 2. Gene Ontology annotation, biological process: microtubule-based movement. NCBI's taxonomy places the organism in Eukaryota, Metazoa, Chordata, Aves, Eurypygiformes, Eurypygidae. Gene Ontology annotation, cellular component: centrosome; cytoplasm; cytoplasmic dynein complex. The annotation marks the transcript as partial. The record is from RefSeq and is a predicted model, not a curated record. Gene Ontology annotation, molecular function: dynein intermediate chain binding. The transcript has 2 exons.
GAAUUCCAAUAAGAACAACUCUUGAUAACUCCACAACAGUCCAGUACGCAGGUCUUCUUCACCAGCUCACCAUGACAGCUAGGAGCACAGUGAGAGAGAUUGAUCCCCAAAAUGAUCUAACCUUCCUUAGGAUCAGAACAAAGAAACACGAAAUUAUGGUAGCUCCAGAUAAGGAGUAUCUCCUGAUCGUUAUUCAGAACCCAUGUGAAUAG